ACGUCACUGUUUGUGCUAUUCUGGGGAAGAUGGCGGAGGCUGCGGCGGUUCCCCCGCAUAGGUUCUUCUGUCAUUGUUGUAAGGGAGAAGUAAGCCCCAAACUCCCGGAGUACAUCUGUCCCAGGUGUGAGUCUGGCUUUAUAGAGGAGGUAACAGAAGACUCCAGUCUGCUAGAGGGUGGUGCUAACGGGACAGAUGACACAGCCACACAGUUUGCAGAGCUGUGGCACCUGUUGUUUGUAGAGAGGCCUUUCACAGUGGAUGGUGGCAGUCCAGACUCAGAGUCCCGGGUCCCUGGUGGAGGGGUUGGGGUAGGAGCAGGGGGGUUAGGAGGGGGUCCUAUCGGAGGGUCAGUCCCUGCUGGGCUAGGGGGACCCCUGGGGGGUCCUCUGGGAGGGGGGGAACACUGGGGGCCCGGUCGCCCCCCUCGCCUGCACAGUCAGAGGAGGUACCGCUCCAGAGGGAGCAGCAGACCUGACCGCUCGCCUGCCGUAGAGGGGAUAGUACAACAGUUUCUGGCUGGUCUAUUUGCCAACUCUGGAGUUCCUGGCUCACCUCCCCUCUCAUGGACGGGGAUGCUACACUCUAACCCAGGGGACUAUGCUUGGGGACAGGGGGGACUGGACGCAGUCAUCACACAGUUGUUAGGUCAGUUUGAGAACACGGGCCCUCCUCCUGCAGAGAAAGAGAAGAUCUCCUCCAUCCCUACAGUCAACGUGUCUCAGGAUCAAGCAGACUGCAAAAUGGAGUGUCCGGUGUGUAAGGAGGACUUUGCAGUGGGAGAGCCCGUCAGACAACUACCUUGCAACCACUUCUUCCACUCAGACUGUAUAGUACCCUGGCUGGAAAUGCAUGAUACGUGUCCUGUGUGUAGGAAGGGGUUGAAUGGAGAAGACCGCAACACCCAGAACCCCCCAGAAUCCCCCUCUCUAAACACGGACCCCCGCACACAGGAGAGAUGGUCCUUCUGAAAUACCCCUCCUCUGACCUUUUAAUCAUCUGUCCUUCAUCCCUUCUCUCUACGAACUGCUGCACACAGGAGAGAAGGACUUUCUGAAGGAUAUACCUCCAUCUCUCUGCCUCAUUCCUCUCAUCCCUUCAUCUCACUCCUCCUUUCUGAAUCAUCUCAUCUACAGUCAUAAGAUGGUCAUCAGUAUGGCUCUUCCUGUCUCAUUGCCCUUGGAACCAUGUUCACACACACACACACACACACACACACACACAAGUCAUGAUUCGUUAGAAACACAGUACACACACGUCAUGAUCUUUAGCUGUCCUCUGCCUAAUCAUGACCAAGUACUUGCCUUUACCCUGCUUCAAACAUCAACCCCAUCUAGUUUUUUCUACUCUUUUCUCGCUAUUCCUCUUUUUCCAUCCUUCUGAAAAGCACUGCUGUAAUACACUGUUGUCUCUCCCUACCUCUCUACUCCUGGGAUGUAUCUCAAUAGUCUAGAGUGGCUUCCUCUCCUCAUCUCCUUAACAUCAACUGCACUGAACAUGGUGGAUGCUCACCAGGAUAUUUGGUUUUGCCGUUCUAGCUCUCACAUCAGUGCAGAAAGGAGACGAGGAGGGGACAUCACUUCCGACUAUUGAGAUGGGCCCCUCCACAAUCUACUCUCUCUCUUUCGCCGUCAUUCUGGUGUAUAUAUUACAAACAGACUGCAUCGCUCUGUCAUUUUACUCCUCCGUUGAUGAGUUUUGUCUUUUGUUUCACAUUUCUAUCACUAUUUUUUUAAUGUAAAUACUUUUAGUCCAACAACUUCUGGUUUGAAAGGAAGAAAACAAAAAAGCAUAUUGAGAAUGGAGACUAAUGUGAAUCCCUGGGUAUUAAAGUCUGUGUAUAUUAUUAUAUAUAUGAUAACGUGUAUGAUGUAUUAAUAAUUCCAAAAAAUAUUAAAAACCAGUAACAUUG
This is a messenger RNA of Coregonus clupeaformis (lake whitefish), 1912 nucleotides long. Its product is annotated as E3 ubiquitin-protein ligase RNF115. Gene Ontology annotation, cellular component: cytoplasm; nucleoplasm. Gene Ontology annotation, biological process: positive regulation of DNA-templated transcription; protein ubiquitination; ubiquitin-dependent protein catabolic process. Lineage: Eukaryota; Metazoa; Chordata; Actinopteri; Salmoniformes; Salmonidae. The transcript is spliced from 10 exons. Bases 30 to 971 code for a protein of 313 amino acids. The record is from RefSeq and is a predicted model, not a curated record. Gene Ontology annotation, molecular function: ubiquitin protein ligase activity.